AUGUCUUUCCGGGGCCACGAUGAAGGUGAAACUUCUACUAAAAGAGGAAACUUUGUAGAACUCUUACAAUGGUAUGCAGAUAGGGAUGAUGAAGUGAAAAAAGUUGUGCUACAAAGUGCUCCACAAAAUAACAUGAUGAUUGCUCCAAAUAUCCAAAAAGAGAUCGUGAAUGCUUGUGCGAAAGAAAUAAUUAAAGCAAUAGUUGAAGAUUUAAAUGGAGAUUAUUUUGGAAUUUUGGUUGAUGAAUCUAAGGACGUCUCUCAUAAGGAACAAAUGGCUCUUGUUCUGCGGUAUGUCAACAAAGAGGAAAAACUUAUUGAGCGAUUCCUUAGUAUUGUUCAUGUUAAAAAAAUAACUUCAUCGUCAUUACAAAAAGCAAUCUAUGAUUUGCUUUUAGAGCACUCAUUGAGUCCAUCUCAAAUACGGGGACAAGGUUAUGAUGGAGCUAGUAACAUGCAAGCCGAAAUCAAUGGUCUUAAAACUUUAAUUCUGAAAGAUAAUCCUUCGAUAUAUUGUAUACAUUGUUUUGCCCAUCAAUUGCAAUUGACUCUUGUAGCCGUUGCAAAAAAAUAUUGUGAUGUAGAUCAAUUUUUUUAUAUUGUUGCUAAAGUCUUGAAUAUUGUUGGAAGUUCUUUUAAGCGUAGGAAUAUGCUACGAGAGGAUCAGGCAAAAAAAUUAGAGGAGCUACAAGUGCUUGGUGAAAUUCAUACAGGAAGUGGACUAAAUCAAAAACUUGGACUCCAAAGGCUAGAGCUUAACAGUCGUUUUGAUGCGGUGAAUAGUAAUCUACUUCUUGAUAUGGCUAGUUUGAGUCCGGAUAAUUCUUUUACAAAUUAUGAUAAAGACAGAAUUAUGAAACUUGCUACACUUUAUCCUCAUGAGUUUAGUGGUUCAAAGCUUGAAGAUCUCAGUUACGAGCUUGACAACUAUAUUCUCUUUGUGAAAGAAGACAAUGAUUUCUCUAACUUGAAAGGACUUGGAGAUCUUUCAGAAACAUUAGUUGAAAUAGAUUUGUACAAGACUUGGAGACUUAUAUUUUUACUUAUGAAGUUAAGUCUGAUAUUGUAUGUCGCUACUGCAACAGUAGAAAGAGCUUUUUCUUUAAUGAAGUACAUCAAAAAUGACUUGCGUAGCAAAAUUGGUGAUGGAUUUUUGAAUAACUGUUUAGUUUGUUAUAUAGAAGAUGAAGUAUUUGAAAGUGUACCUAAUGAUGCGAUUAUUGAUCGUUUUCAAAACAUGACAACCCUGUUGGUUCUGUUGCGUCCCACCUGCGCAUUUUUGGCCACAAGUGCGUGCCCGCUUCUGCGAAGGAAAUGUCUCUUCUGCGACGUUGAGGCUGGGAAGGAAGCUUCGCUUCAGCGAAGCUUUGAUCGCAGGUGCGAUACCGCUUCUGAGGCCAGCCGAUCGCAAAUGCACACCCCGUCUCUUAUGCGGCUCCUUCUUGCGCUUCUACGCAUCCGCAAAUACAGCCCAUUUUUCGUAGAUGCGAAACUCGCAUGGCUGCUUGGCUUUGCAAAUGCGGCCCUUAUCUCGCAAAUGCAAGGCCGCAGAUACGAUCUUUUGCCCGUAAAUGCGAGACUUGGCAUAACAUUAAGGGGUCAUUUGGUAUGA
Nicotiana tabacum (common tobacco) is the source of this 1611-nucleotide messenger RNA. The record is from RefSeq and is a predicted model, not a curated record. NCBI's taxonomy places the organism in Eukaryota, Viridiplantae, Streptophyta, Magnoliopsida, Solanales, Solanaceae.